GCCAAACAAAGAAAUGGAGAAUCAUGUGAUCAAGGGAGAUAGAAAAUGAAAAUAUUUCCGGUCUAUAAGUUAGUAAACAGGUGAUAGCUCUCAUCCUGAAGGUCAAAGAGAACAAAAGAGAAAACCUUUUUUUUUUUUUUUUAAUAAGAAAAGGACAAAAUUUGAAUAGUAUAGUUAUCCAAACAUGAGAAAAAGAAAAUGAAAAUAAUAAAGCAGCAUCUUUAUUCCAGAGAUUGAAAAUAUGACAGCUGAAGUAGACAAGGAAGUGGAGGCUGCGAUGCAGGCCAUGUUGGAUGAGGAGGACCUUGCUGAAGGACGGGAUGAAGGAGAUGAGCCCAAGGAUGACUUUCCUGAGGAUGACUUCCCUGAUGAUGACUUUCCUGAUGAUGACUUUCCUGAUGAUGACUUUCCUGAUGAUGACUUCCCUGAUGGUGACUUUCCUGAUGAUGACUUCCCUGAUGAUGACUUCCCUGAUGAUGACUUCCCUGAGGAUGACUUUGAGGGAAUGGAUGAGAAGAAGGGGUCAGCACUGGACUGUACGACAGUGUAUGAGGAGGAGACGCUACCCUCAGGAAUCCCUCCUCCAUCCAAGCACCACCUGGAAGUGCUUCAGAAGUCCUUUGGGCACUCCUCCUUCAGGCCAAUGCAGUGGAAGAUCAUACAUGCCGUGUUGCAGGGUCGUGACAACUGUGUGGUGAUGGCAACAGGCUACGGAAAGAGUUUGUGUUUCCAGUUCCCACCAGUGUAUACGGGGGGUGUGGCAGUGGUGGUCUCUCCCUUGAUUUCUCUUAUGCAGGACCAAGUACUAGCUCUUCAGGCAUCCAACAUAGGAGCAUGCUACUUAGGCAGUGCUCAGAAAAAUAAGUCUGAAGUCUAUACGGAGAUGUUUGCUGGGACGUACAGAAUUGUAUAUGUCACUCCAGAAUUUAUUGAUGCUUGUCCUGAUGUGUUGAAAACACUUGAUAAGAGAGUCGGAAUAUCCUUGUUUGCUGUGGAUGAGGCUCACUGUGUAAGCCAGUGGGGACAUGACUUCAGGGUUUCAUACAGGCGACUGGGGAUCCUCCGGACCAGUUUUCCGAAGAUCCCCAUUUUGACGGUCACUGCCACAGCUACUAAGACGGUGCGGGAGGACAUCUGCUCGUCUCUUGGCCUGAGGUCACCAGAGAUUACAAUCACCAGUUUUGAUAGGCCGAACCUUUACCUGGAGGUGAAGAACAAAGUGAAGGGGAUUGUAGAGAACUUCAUUCCCUUCUUAGUCAAAGAAGCUUAUGGGAGAUACACCACAGAUGGACCUACCAUUGUGUACUGUCCUACUAAGAAAAGCACGGAAGAGGUGUAUCAGGCCUUGGCAGGUUUGGGUGUAAAGUGUGUAAAAUACCACGCAGGGAUGACACCAGGCCAGCGAGAUGAGGCACACAAACAGUUUAUGUAUGACAAGGCAGAUCUUAUUGUUGCCACCAUUGCAUUUGGAAUGGGUAUAAACAAACCUGAUGUUCGCCAAGUCAUCCACUAUGGAGCAUCAAGUAACCAUGAGUCUUACUAUCAAGAGAUAGGUCGUGCAGGACGAGAUGGCCUGCCGUCUGUAUGUACUGUUCUGUAUGCACCAGAAGACUUUGCUGUGCAUCGUUACUUUUUGAGCCAGAUAAGAAACCAGCGCUACCAGGAACGGCGGAGAGAGAUGAGUGAACUAUCAGGUGGAGGAGUCAGCAAAGGUCAGAGCAGAGUCGAAGCAGCCCUCGAUAGUGAAGGAAAAUAUGACUUCACUGUGGAUGCCAUCAACCUUUUGAAGGCAGCAGAUGGUUGUAAUGGACAGUGUGCAGUAGGGUCUCUCAUCCUAGUGCUUAAAGGUUCAAACAACCAACGGGUUCGACCGCAGUGGAAGAGAAUAGAGUCCUUUGGUGCUGGCAAAAAGAGGAGUGAAUCAUACUGGAAGGCUUUGUGUAAGAUGUUGGUAUUUGCUGGCUAUCUGUCUGAGACAACCAUAAGCUCAGGGGGUGGUGGAAGGGGGAGGGGAGGAUGGGGAAGGUCUGCCUCGACGUUUGCCUACGAUGCCAUUGGGAUCACCAGGGAAGGAGAUAGGGCACUCAUGAACCCCAAUUGCAAGAUCCUCCUACAGCCCUCAGCCACAAUGCUUGAUGAACUGCGUUAUGUCAUAGCUAUUAAGAGACCAACAGCUGCAGAC
Molecule: messenger RNA, 2182 nt
Organism: Penaeus indicus
Lineage: Eukaryota; Metazoa; Arthropoda; Malacostraca; Decapoda; Penaeidae
Product: bifunctional 3'-5' exonuclease/ATP-dependent helicase WRN-like
Exons: 14
Biological process (GO): double-strand break repair via homologous recombination; DNA replication
Cellular component (GO): cytoplasm; nucleus; chromosome
Molecular function (GO): 3'-5' DNA helicase activity; nucleic acid binding; four-way junction helicase activity
Source: RefSeq, a predicted model, not a curated record